GUUCUGAACUACUUUGCCUAAGAAAUGUCAGAUCGCGUUGAGUGGUGUCUCCUGCAUGAUACUGUGGUGUAAGCAAACCGAAACGCCAGGGACUGAAGUAUUCAUUGUUUGACAUUCAUGACUUUGCGUGUUGAGUGAUGACACAUGUUGACGUUUGCAAUUCACGUUGAUCACAAGUGCUUUUGAAUGUGUGAAGGGUUGAUAAGGUGUAUUUAUAACAUUCGAGCAUCUGUAAUUUAAAAAAAUUGAAAAUGUUUGGUUUUAACAUGUUCCCGGAGAUGCCUCGGCAAUUCAAUACCCAGUUCAAAUGUUACUCAGUUUCUAUGCUGCCAGGAAAUGAAAGACAUGAUGUAGAAAGAGGUGGCAAAAUUAUAAUGCCUCCAUCUGCCCUGGACCACUUGACUCGACUUAAUAUUGUGUAUCCUAUGUUAUUUAAACUCACAAACAAGAAAACUAACCGCAUCACGCACAGUGGUGUUCUGGAAUUUGUGGCUGACGAAGGGAAAGUAUAUUUACCAUACUGGAUGAUGCACAACUUGCUACUCGAAGAAGGUGACACCCUACAGAUUGAAAGUGUAUCGUUACCUGUGGCAACAUUUUCACGAUUUCAACCUCAGUCAGAGGAUUUUCUUGACAUUACCAAUCCUAAAGCAGUUCUUGAAAAUGGGCUACGAAGUUUUGCUUGCCUAACCACAGGAGAUGUAAUUGCCAUAAAAUAUAAUCAGAGAAUUUAUGAGCUUUGUGUUCUGGAGACAAAACCUGGCCCAGCUGUUAGCAUUAUUGAAUGUGAUAUGAAUGUGGAAUUUGCUCCACCUGUUGGAUACAAAGAACCUGAACCAGUUCCAAAACAGGAAGAAGAAAUGGCUAUAGACCCCACAGAUUUGUUACCGGAAACAAAAGGGUUUAUUGCUUUUCAGGGUGCAGGAAAUAGAUUGGAUGGCAAAAAAAGAAAAGACUCUCUCAAAGAUGCAGAGAAACCAACACCAGCCGUUCCAUACCAAAGAGGCAUCCCAAAUUAUACUUACAAAAUUGGUACACUGCAUUUCAUCAGAAACUCACGGCCACAAUCCAAGGAGAACAAAGAACCUUCUGAAGAAUUCAAGGCGUUUGGCGGUGCUGGUCACUCUUUGCGGCAAUCAAAGUCAAAGAAGUUUUGAGUGUUGAAAUCAUUUAUUGAACAGUUAUUUUGUGAUACAUUUCCUUCAACUGAUUUUCAGAUUUUGUAUUUAUGAAGAAACCUAAUACAUAUAGUUUAGAUGAAACUGUAUUUAUGUUCUGUGGUGUACCUUCAUAUCCUUCAAGUACACCCUCUCCUCCCCCCAAAAAACCUGGAUAAAUGUGUUGUUAUCCUUGAAUUUUUUACAUUUGUAAGACCUCUUCUUAUUAGAACUUCAUUUAAUAUGCGCUUACCUAAGAAAGAGGUGUAGGUAUGUUAUUUUAUUAAAUUCACAUAAUUUGUGUUAUUACUGUCUUAAUCUUGACUUUCCAG
Messenger RNA from Gryllus bimaculatus (two-spotted cricket), 1489 nucleotides. The record is from the annotation of a GenBank genome assembly. NCBI's taxonomy places the organism in Eukaryota, Metazoa, Arthropoda, Insecta, Orthoptera, Gryllidae.